AUGGCGACCGACGUUUCAACCAAUUUAAACGACAACCUGUUAAAAGAGAAAAUCUUUAACUGCAAGAUUUGCGAUGAGCUCUGCAUUUCCGAUAUAUUUUUAAUAAUCGGUAAAGGGAAUGUGUGUUCGAAAUGCUAUGAACAGUGCGAAGAUAAAUCGAGAGCAGAGUUAAAUUCCGCUCUUAUUUUUGUCAUGUCGCAGCUUAUUUUGCCGUGCAAGUACGAAUUUAAGGGCUGCAUUAAAAAACUGACAUGUAAAAAUUAUGAAAGGCACAUCAAUGUUUGUGAAUACAAAGUGAAACCUUGUCCGAUGCUGAUGUAUGAUGAUUGCAAAUGGAAUGGAAAUAAUUUAGAAAUAUCCGAACAUAUUUCAACAGAACACACAGAGCAUGUAAUAAAAAGUGAAAAUAACAUUUUUAAAGUUGAGACCUCCUUAUCUGAAACAUAUAACAUAAAAUUAUUGAUUGGUGACUACAAAAGCUGUCUUCUAAAAACUUCAAUUGUCGAUAAUAAGUUUUACUAUGCUAUGAAUCCCAUCUUUCAAUGUAAAGAAAAUGUUGAGUAUUCGGUAAAACACAAAAGUAAAGAAACACAGAACAGUUCAACAACUGUAGGCACCCUUACCAAGUUAAAUAGUAUUUAUAGUGAAUCAAACCUGCAUAAAAAUCCCAAUGCAACCAUUGUAGAUAUGGAUUUAUUAAAACAUCUUGCAGAUGAAAACAAUACAAUAGUCAAUGAAUUUAAUUUAAAUCCAAGUGGUAUUGAUGAAAAAACAUUAAAACUACUGGAAUGUCCUGUCUGUUUUAACACAAUGAGACCACCAAUUUAUCAGUGUUCAAGUGGACACAGCAUCUGUAUUUUGUGUCAUGACAAAGUACAGAAAUGUCCCACAUGUGAUGCUCAGUGGGCAAAAUCAAGAAAUUAUAUAAUAGAAGGUUUAACUUACAAUUUAAAAUAUCCCUGCCGUUUUAAAGAAUUGGGAUGCAAAGAAUUUGGUACAGAACUUCAAGUAAGCAAGCACGAAGAAUCUUGUCCAGUAAAUAACAAGCCAAAGGGAAAGGGCAGGGCAUCUGGUUCAGGCAAAAAAGCUCCCAAUAGGAAGGCAAAAAACCCCAAGAAUUCAACCAAUGAAGGGGAAGAUGAAAGUGAUAGCUCUUCUAAAAAUGAACCUUUGGCCAAGAAGGCUAAGGGUAAAAAACCACCCACUGAUGAUGAGAUUAAAGCCUACAUCAAAAACCUGCUAGAAGGAGCGAAUUUAGAAGAAAUUACCAUGAAAGAUGUGUGCAUAAACGUUUUUUCCCAUUAUCCAGACCUUGUUUUUUCUCUUAAAAAAGAUUUUAUUAUAAAAACUAUUAAAUUGUUUUUAACAACGUGAACUUAUUAAUGAUUUAGUUAGAAAGCAUUAAUAACAUUUCCAAUAAAUUAUGUACCUAUACCAUAAAGAAUGUUAACAGAAUUUAAUGGAGAAAAAC
Brassicogethes aeneus is the source of this 1471-nucleotide messenger RNA. NCBI's taxonomy places the organism in Eukaryota, Metazoa, Arthropoda, Insecta, Coleoptera, Nitidulidae. The record is from the annotation of a GenBank genome assembly.